Molecule: messenger RNA, 1233 nt
Organism: Brenthis ino (lesser marbled fritillary)
Lineage: Eukaryota; Metazoa; Arthropoda; Insecta; Lepidoptera; Nymphalidae
Source: the annotation of a GenBank genome assembly
AUGGAUGAGAGUCGAGUCGAAGUCAAUCGACCUAAUCUGUCGCAAACUCAGAGAUCAAAUGUUGCGUACAGUCCGAGACAAGGUAUUCCACCUGCCUCUUCUUCUGCCGAGUCUAAUGAAUCAGUUAAGGCACCGGUUAUAAAUAGAAAUAAGUGUUCCUAUUGUAAACGAUUUGGACAUAAUAAAGACGCUUGUGAGAAGUUGUCAUAUAAAAAUCAGCAAAGUAAAAAGGAGUCGAUACCCCAGUUGACUUGUUUUGGAUGUGGUGCACCGGGAGUGAUUCGGUCGAAUGGCGCCAUAUGUAAAGGGAAUAAACCCGUGGUGUCAACCAGUAGUGACUUUCAUUCGGUUUCAGCAAGUGUAGACUGUAUGGAUUCGCGUUUGCGCCCAGUGAUUAGUAUUGGAAUUUAUGGCGCUAGUGGUAAAGUUUUAGUAGACACUGGUGCAAAACAUUGUGUAGGAAGUGUUAGCCUUAGAUCCCUGUUAAUUAAGAAUAGACAUAAGUUAGAUACUGUUUAUACUGAACUUAAAUAUGCGGAUGGUCGUGCAUGUGCACAAAACGUUGAAGUGGCGCACGUCCGCGUAACCUUGAGAGGGAUAACGUUAGGUGUGGAUUUUAUUAUGCUUCCUAACGCGACGGAAAGUUUAUUAGGUAUGAAUUUUAUACAAGACAUUGGCAUGGUUUUAGAUUUUCAGCGCGGUAUUUGGUUUUUGAGAGGUGAUAAGACGCCCCAACCCAUUGAAUAUGAGUGUAAGUCUUUGCCGCCUAUCAAUUGCUCUUCUAACAUGAGGACAUAUGAUAAGCAUCGCAGAAGUUCUCCAUCUUAUAAAUUGGGUGAUCUUGUGCUGGUGGAGGCACAUCUAGUUAGCAACGCUUCAAAGGGGUUUAGCCGUAAGUUCGCGCCAAGACGGGAGGGACCUUAUCGCAUAUCUCAAAUAGCCAGUCCUUCGUCUUUUGUAGUGUCCGAUAGCCAAGGACAUGUUAAGGGCAAAUACCAUGCCAGUGCCUUAACGCCGUAUGUAGGGAUUUCUAAGGCCAUUGUACAUCAGAGACGGCGUGGCCGACCAACCAAGUCACAGCCGGGUCGUCCUUGUGACUUGGAGGGGGAGGCUAUAGCGCGUAGUAAUAUACCCGCCGCACCUAACGUCCCUAUUCGCCCUUGUCCCCCGCGACGCUCCCCGCGUUUCCGUGCGCCUGACGGCGCCCGCGCUUCCACCCCGGCAGUGAGCCAG